Molecule: messenger RNA, 1404 nt
Organism: Henningerozyma blattae CBS 6284
Lineage: Eukaryota; Fungi; Ascomycota; Saccharomycetes; Saccharomycetales; Saccharomycetaceae
Gene: MGL2
Product: putative carboxylic ester hydrolase
Exons: 1
Coding region: 1-1404 (467 amino acids)
Biological process (GO): medium-chain fatty acid catabolic process; medium-chain fatty acid biosynthetic process
Molecular function (GO): monoacylglycerol lipase activity; acetylesterase activity
Source: RefSeq, a predicted model, not a curated record
AUGCGUUUCAUAGAUAGGUUCACCACGUUAGCUGUAAAACAAACAUACUCUUCUACUCCAUUAACAUUUAUUGAACCCAAGGCAAUACAUAACACUUCAAAUAAUAUAGAUGCUAUUAGUUUACAAAGCUUAAUAGAUAAACAUUCUCCAGAAUUAUCCAACGAUGCAAAGAGUUCAUUACAUCCUUGGCUAGUAAAUGGCCAUUUGCAAACGAUAUAUGCUUCGUAUAAUUCAUUUGUUGAUAGAGAUAUAGUUUCAUACAAAAGAUUCAUUAUAGAUUAUCCUGAUCAUGGACAGGGUGCUUUAGAUUUUGCAGUUUCUCCCUUUAAUGAUCACCAGCAGGAUACUAAUGAGGAAGUAUAUAUUCCUGAGACUCAGACAGACUUCUCGCUACCAACCGAAUUUGAUUACUCAUUUAUUCAUCCUGAUACAGUGAAGCCUUCAGAUGACAGUAAGCCAAUGCUUAUAGUUUUGCAUGGAUUGACAGGUGGUUCUGCAGAAAGUUAUGUGAGAGCUAUUAUUAAAUCAAUAACCUCAUCCCAAUUUGGGUUUGAAGCUUGUGUUUUAAAUUCAAGAGGUUGUUGUAAUUCUUCCAUUACUACACCAAAACUUUAUAAUGGUGGCUGGACUAAUGAUAUUAGAUUUGCUGUAAAGAAACUAAGAGAGUUAUACCCCAAUAGACCCUUUUAUAUGAUUGGGUUCUCCUUGGGUGCAUCAAUGCUAGCAAACUAUUUAGGUGAAGAAUCAUCAAAAUCAGAUAUCAAAUGUGCUGUAGUCAUGGGCAAUCCUUGGAAUCUAUCGAGAUCCUCAUAUUAUAUAAAUAAUACCCCAGUGGGGAAAUGGGCUUAUUCACCUGCCCUGGGGAAUAAUUUAGUCGAUUUGACAAAAAAACAUUUACCAGUAUUAAGGACGAAUAUUGAAUUUCAAGAUUCAUUUAAAGAUGAAAAAUUGAAUUCAAUCAAAACUGUUAUUGAAUUUGAUGAUACUUAUACAGGCCCUCUCUUUGGUUAUAAAGAUGCUCAAGACUAUUAUAACGAUUCUUCUUCAUACAAGAGGAUUGCUACUAUAAGAACUCCUCUAUUGGCCAUCAAUGCAAUGGAUGAUCCAAUCGUAGGUUCUGAUUCACUUCCAGAUGAUUUAAUUAAACAAAACCCAUUCGUUAUAUUAGAUAAAACUUCAAUCGGUGGUCAUAUAGCUUGGUUUAAAAAUAGUUCCGGCGAAAGAUGGUAUGCUGAGCCAAUAUGUAAGUUUUUCAAGGCAUUUAAUGAUGAGAUUACAAUGAAAGGCCUAAUUCCAAAUCCUGAAGUAAUCAAUUCAUUACCAAAAGCAAAUGUUAAACAUGUAAGAACAACCGACUUAAAUAAAAAAGAGAAUGAAUCAAUGCUCAAACCUCUUGCUAUAUAG